AUGACGUCUCCCCGCGCCGCCGCAAGCACCGAUUCCGACCGCGCCGACCGCCGCGGCCGCCGCCGCGACGCCAAGCCCUCUGAGGAGAAGGAGAACGGCCACGCCAAGCCCGGAAGGGAUGAGGACGGCGGCAACCGCCCUCCCCGGUGCGACAGGGUGUCAGAUGGGGAGGAAGGUGGCGAACGCCGGAGGAUGCGCGAUAGGGUUUACGACGAUGAGAAGGAGGAAGGCCGUCGGCGCAGGCGGGCUAGGGAUGCGGAUGAUGAGCCGGACGACCGCCGUGGCAAGCGAGACCGGGAGAGGGAGAGGGACAGCCGGCGCCACCGCCGCCGGAGCCCUAGCUCGGAGUCAGGGUCCUCACCCGACGGCCGUCGCCACCGCCGCCGGCGCCGAGGCGAGGGCUCGAGGCGGCGGGAUGACCGCAGGCGAAGGGAGCACGACGGAGAUGAGCGCCGGAGAAGCCCUGUGAAGAGGGAGCCGACCCCGCCACUGCCCCCACCACCGCCGCUGCUUCCGGAGAUGAUCCCUGGGCGCAUGGGUGGGAUCUACAUCCCGCCUUUCCGCAUGGCACAGAUGAUGCGUGAUGUGGAGGACAAGUCGAGCCCUGAGUAUCAGCGCCUCACCUGGGAUGCUCUCAAGAAGAGCAUCAAUGGGCUGGUGAAUAAGGUGAAUGCGACCAAUAUCAAGAAUAUAGUGCCGGAGCUCUUCGCAGAGAACCUUGUUCGUGGACGGGGACUCUUUUGUCAGUCUUGCAUCAAGUCCCAGAUGGCCUCACCUGGGUUCACCGAUGUAUUUGCUGCGCUAGUUGCGGUUGUGAAUACCAAGAUCCCUGAGAUUGGGUGGUUGCUUCUUGUUCGUGUUGUGCUCCAGCUCAAGAGGGCAUAUAAGCGAAAUGACAAGGUGGUGGCACAUGAGCUCGUGGCACUGGAGCUUCUUACUGUACUCCUGGAAAAUCCAACUGAUGAUAGUGUUGAGGUGGCUGUGGGCUUUGUCAAAGAGUGUGGGGCAAUGCUGCAGGACUUGUCUCCUCAAGGGCUUCAUGCUAUUUUUGAAAGAUUUCGAGUCAUUCUUCAUGAAGGAGAAAUAGACAAGAGAGUGCAGUUUCUGAUCGAAGGCCUUUUCGCAAUUAGAAAGGCUAAAUUCCAGGGGUUCCCAGCCAUCCGUCCAGAGUUGGAUCUAGUGGAGCAGGAGGACCAGUUUACACAUGAGAUAUCCCUUGAAGAUGACCUAGACCCUGAGACCAAUCUAAAUGUUUUCUGGGCAAACCCCAAUUUUGUUGAAGAUGAGAAGGCAUAUGAGAAUCUAAAGAGAAGCAUUCUGGGAGCAGUCUUCUGA
This is a messenger RNA of Miscanthus lutarioriparius, 1335 nucleotides long. The record is from the annotation of a GenBank genome assembly. Lineage: Eukaryota; Viridiplantae; Streptophyta; Magnoliopsida; Poales; Poaceae.